Gavia stellata (red-throated loon) is the source of this 4809-nucleotide messenger RNA. It is a transcript of the gene ABL2, whose product is annotated as ABL proto-oncogene 2, non-receptor tyrosine kinase. The coding region runs from base 1 to 1680 and encodes 559 amino acids. The record is from RefSeq and is a predicted model, not a curated record. Lineage: Eukaryota; Metazoa; Chordata; Aves; Gaviiformes; Gaviidae. Gene Ontology annotation, molecular function: ATP binding; non-membrane spanning protein tyrosine kinase activity; protein binding. Gene Ontology annotation, biological process: protein phosphorylation; regulation of apoptotic process. The transcript is spliced from 10 exons.
AUGGGGCAGCAGGUGGGCCGCGUCGGGGAGCCGGGCGCCGGGCUCCAGCACCAGCCGCCGCCUCAGCAGCAGCCGCGGGGCCUGCGGGGGAGCAGCGCGGCCAGGCCGGCGGGCCGCCGGCGGGAGGCAGCCGGGCGCACCGCCGAGGGAGGCUUCAAUAUCUUCACCCAGCACGAGGCCCUGCACCGCCCCUAUGGUUGCGAUGUUGAACCCCAGGCACUGAAUGAAGCCAUCAGAUGGAGCUCCAAGGAGAACCUGCUUGGAGCCACUGAGAGCGAUCCCAAUCUCUUUGUUGCACUUUACGAUUUUGUAGCAAGCGGUGACAACACGCUCAGUAUCACCAAAGGUGAGAAGUUGCGAGUGCUGGGUUACAACCAGAAUGGUGAAUGGAGUGAGGUACGUUCAAAGAAUGGGCAGGGCUGGGUACCAAGCAACUACAUCACACCAGUGAACAGCCUGGAAAAGCAUUCAUGGUACCAUGGGCCAGUGUCACGCAGUGCGGCAGAGUAUCUGUUGAGCAGUCUCAUCAACGGCAGCUUCCUGGUUCGUGAAAGCGAGAGCAGCCCAGGGCAGCUAUCCAUCUCGCUCAGGUACGAAGGACGUGUUUACCACUACAGGAUCAAUACCACCUCAGAUGGAAAGGUAUAUGUGACAGCAGAAAGCCGUUUCAGCACACUAGCAGAGCUAGUGCACCAUCACUCAACAGUAGCAGAUGGACUGGUGACAACUUUGCAUUACCCAGCACCCAAGUGCAAUAAGCCCACUGUCUAUGGAGUGUCCCCCAUCCACGACAAGUGGGAGAUGGAGCGGACUGAUAUCACCAUGAAGCACAAACUUGGGGGAGGGCAGUAUGGCGAGGUGUACGUUGGUGUCUGGAAGAAAUACAAUCUCACAGUUGCUGUGAAAACCUUAAAGGAAGAUACCAUGGAGGUGGAAGAGUUCUUGAAAGAAGCUGCUGUGAUGAAGGAGAUCAAGCACCCAAAUCUAGUGCAGUUGUUAGGUGUGUGUACCCUGGAGCCACCCUUUUACAUUGUGACAGAAUACAUGCCGUACGGGAACCUCCUAGACUAUUUACGGGAAUGCAACCGGGAGGAAGUGAGUGCUGUUGUACUACUCUACAUGGCUACCCAGAUCUCCUCUGCUAUGGAGUACCUGGAGAAGAAGAACUUCAUUCAUAGGGACCUGGCAGCUCGGAACUGCUUAGUUGGAGAAAAUCAUGUGGUAAAGGUGGCUGACUUUGGCUUAAGUCGACUUAUGACUGGAGAUACCUACACAGCUCAUGCUGGAGCCAAGUUCCCAAUCAAAUGGACGGCUCCUGAGAGCCUGGCCUAUAACACCUUUUCAAUCAAAUCAGACGUGUGGGCUUUUGGGGUGCUGUUAUGGGAAAUUGCUACCUAUGGGAUGUCACCAUAUCCAGGCAUUGACCUCUCUCAGGUUUAUGAUCUGCUGGAAAAGGGCUAUCGGAUGGAACAACCUGAGGGGUGCCCUCCAAAGGUUUACGAACUGAUGAGGGCAUGCUGGAAGUGGAACCCACCAGACCGACCUUCCUUUGCUGAGACCCACCAGGCUUUCGAAACCAUGUUCCACGACUCGAGCAUCUCUGAGGUAUUACUGGUCUGUGGUAAACAAAGUUGUGUCACGAUGCAUGAAUGCGCACCACUGGAGCCGUAUGCGAGGUAAAGUGGACCACGUGAGCGACACUGUCCAAGUGAGUGAAAUGGGGGGGGAAGCAACCCCUCCACCCCAACUGACAGGCAUUAACGUGAAUUAAUUAUUCCUAUGAGUCAGUUUUACUCCAGUGUGCUAGUACCUAAGUGGAGACAAAGGAAAGGACAGCGUGGGUUACUCACCCUGACUGAGCAGUACCGAGCCCACCCAACGAAGCCUGCUGUCGAGUUCUGCAGUAGGAUUUUCAGCUUGCCCAGGCUCUCCUGCAGCCCUCAGGCCAGUGGGGCAGGGGAGGCUCUUUCACAGCAAAGCUCAGCCAUAAGGCAGCGUACCAAACCGCUAUCUCCUAGACUUUACUGAGGGCUUUUGUGGUUUACCUUAUCUCUUUCAGUCAUCUUUAUUGUAGGUGUGCAUCGCUGCACACCAAACUAACUGCCUUUGGAAAGGUGACCUGUGAAGGGAGGAAGGCUUGUGGUAUUGCUCCACGUGGCCUUUUAAACAAUCAAAAGGGUUGAAAAGCUGUGGGAGCUUUCUUUGGGGCAGAAAGGCAGGUCGUGUUUGCCCUGGCAGACAAUCGUGUGGUUUCAUCAUUAUCCUACUACUCAGCCUAGGACAAACAGACUGAAACUGAAGUGAUUCUCAGGGGAGAGGUAUUUUAAGCAGAAAAUUUUAAGGAUCUUAGUCCAGUUCUGAUGAGUAUUUUGAAAAAAACAAAAAGUAUUUUUUCUUUUCCUGAAUGCCCAGCAAAAGCGAUGGAACAGCAAACUGUUCCUGGAAUUUCUAACUGCUAAAACUCCCCUCUUUCAGCCCUUUCUGACCCUUCUGAAGAAACUGACUGUGCCCCAGUGAAGGACUGGUUCCCCUCCACUUGUCAUCCCCACUUCCUUUCAGAUGCUGCCUUGUUUCUCCUCCCCCGUGGCAGAGGUGGUGGGCAGUGGGACAGGGCAGUGGGCAGUAACACAGCUGAAGAAGCCAUCUGCUUUUACAGUCACAGAAGGGCUGAGGUCAGAAGGGACCUUUGGAAGCCAUCUGGUCCAACACCCCUGCUCAAGCAGGGCCACCUACAGCCGCUGCCCAGGACUGUGUCCAGACAGCUUUUGAAUAUCUCCAAGAGUGGAGACUCCACAACCUCUGUGGGCGACACAGAAGCCCAUUCAGUUCUGAUCCCUCCAGUGGUGGAAAAACAGAACAGUGGAAUUUGGGGAUUUGCCUGUCAUCACUCCUACGGAGAGUGUUUGCUCUUCUCUAUUGUCUUAUUUGCAUCCGGAGGCAGAUGGUGGCACAGGUAGUGCUGAUUGGCACUGGGUUUUUUUCCCCUUAAAUAGGAGGCUGCAGAAUUGCUGCUGCUUGGCAGUGUUUUAUGCUCAAACUGGAAUUCUCCCCUGCCCUCUAGCAGGAUAGUGAAAGGAUGUGAUGGUAUCUUUGAAAGCUGGUUCUGCUGGAAAUCAUUGUUCAGUUGUUCUUCCGUCCACAGCUACUCUCCUAAAAUUGUUACCGUCCCUUCUCCCUUUUGCUAGGUUUGGCUUUCUGUUCAGCCUUAAAGGUCUCUACUGUCGCAGCUUCUCUGCUUUCAGCCUUGCACAGUAUGUUCGGAGUAACCUAAGGAUGGUGGAGCCCCGUUAUUUGUCCCAGUGAAGCCCACCUCUUGCUCCACUGUUUAGGGUAGGGACAAGGCAUAAGCUCCUGUUGUGUUUCCUUUCCUCACCCCUGUUGGAAGGCCUCGUGGGGUAAGGAUGCGAUUGCAGCCGGGCUCUCUCACUUGCACUAGUAUGGGCUAGAAUUUAAAGUAGUCUUCUUUGCAACAGGGGAUGGCAUCACAUGGGGCCUGAUCAUGCCAAGCACAAAGCAUGCACUCACAGGAGUGAGUUGAUGUGGGGCACUUUCUCUUCCUAGCUACUGUGGGGAAUUAGCCGACUCACAGGUGCAAUUAUCUUUUCUUCCUGCACUGUACACCCUUUUUAACCCCAGAAGUGGUGCCCUUGGCUGUCUGACUGGCAGCACUUUGAUUCAAUCAUAUUCCUUGUUAGCAUGGACUGGGUGAAGCUGAAUUAAGAGUCUGGGUCUUGGGACUGCAUCACGUUUAGCCGCUGGGAAAGCAGAAUGAAUGGAGCAGCGUUGCUGACGCAGAACACAACGGGGAAGCGGGGGGCGCUCUGUUCCCCUCCUCCUCACACAGGACAUUUCUCCUGACCACCACCAGCCUUGUGUCAGUGAGACACAGUCAAACACAUGCAUGUUGACAUCCCAGCAGGUGUACUUACGCAAGAGUUUUAUGGCACACCGCUCUCUGCGGGCAGCGGGGACUAAACCCCACAGUGUGGGGCAAUAGCUGCACCAAAACUGCUGUGUUAACAGAGCAGCCCCUCCCUAAAAGGCAGCGGGGGUGUGAGCCGGUAGGAUGGGUUAUGCUGUGUGGUCAGACAGUAAAAAUAACCAGACCCUGAUGUCUGCACCACUUACCUGAGGCAGGCUUCCCCAGCAGCUGAGGUGCUCCGCAUUUUGCUUGUCGGUGUUCUUGGGCGGCCGCAGCUAUGACAAGCACUAAUGAAUCCAGAAGAUCUUUUCUGCAAACGUAACAGGCUGCUGUCUUCUCUUGUAAAACACUCAACCCAGCCCUGCUGCUAAUCGGUAGCUGGCAGGAAAACCAAAGGGUAGCGACUACAGCAGGCUCGGAAACCUCCCGCUUCAGCGCGAGUGGUACCAGCUGGCACGGAUGGGCGCUGGGGUUGCACUCCAGUUGCCUGUAGUGUAGAACAAAACCUUCAGCCUGUUCCCUGGUGGUAGGAAAUAAGAGGUGGUGGGACACCCGACUUUUAGAAUACCUACACGAUAAGAAAUGUCUGUACCAAAGGAGGUCAAUUCUUCCACACAUCUCUUGUGCAUGGGAGGUAAAGCCCGAUCGGCUCGGCACGCUGUUUGUGUCAGUAGUGAACUCACUGAGGGCAGCAGUGGAUUAAAAUGAAACACGUUAAUCACCAAUCACUCUACCAGUGUUGUCAACUGUUUUUGUUUUUAAUUGUUAUUGUAAUAUAUUUUGGUUGUUUUUCUAAUUUAAUUCUCUCACUAUCGUCUGACUGUGAACUGCGAACAGUGUUAAACUUGAUGUAAAUAAGGCCCUUUGAAGGGUCUCUUUGCCUGUCG